UCUAUAUAUAUAUAUAUACACACACGUAUACACACUGAUAUUAUAAACAAGAUCACCGCAUUCUCUUCUUAAACCCCAUUAAUCCUUUUCAGUUUUUGUUUUUUUUUUUGUGUGGGAAAAUUGCUGCAAUGAAGGUUCAUAACCUCUAUGCUCUCUUACUACUGCUUCUUCUGAUCUCUGAAGUUCGUUUGAAUUUCGCGUCCGAUCGGAGAGGAACAAGAUUAGAGUCGGAGCGAUUUCACGGCGACUUUCCGGCGACGAGAGACAGGAAAAUGAUGGUGAAGACGGAGACUGAUUAUCUGGGAGAUUAUUAUGAUGAUGGAUCAUCAUCAUCAUCAUCAUCGCCACCAGCUCCUGACUAUGAUGAUUUCUAUAGAAGGCAAGGUGACGUUCCAAGUCCUGGCAUUGGCCACUGAAGAUGCAAGCGUACACCGUGUACAUAUUACACGAUAUCUUUUUCACGUACGCACGUAUACAUGCAUACAUACAAAAUUUUCAUAUAUACGUAUAUAUUACAUGCACGCAUGUGGUAUCAUGGUAUAUUAUAUGUUUGUCCCGUGAGGUUUCCGAGUUUGUGUUGUUUUGUUUAUUUAUUAAUUAUAUUUGUUUUUGUA
Molecule: messenger RNA, 614 nt
Organism: Tarenaya hassleriana
Lineage: Eukaryota; Viridiplantae; Streptophyta; Magnoliopsida; Brassicales; Cleomaceae
Exons: 1
Coding region: 129-416 (95 amino acids)
Source: RefSeq, a predicted model, not a curated record